CCGAAGCAAACGCGUUCCGUUCUACGCAUGUUAUUAGUAAUCUAAAUAGUGUUAGCAAUUAAAAUAAUUACUUGUAAAAGUACAAAUCAAUUUAACACAUAUAUUUAUAAAUUUCCGUGGUGUCAUUUUUAAUUUAUAAAAUCGCAUAAAUAUUCGAUUUUCUGGACUAAAUCAUACGAAACUUUAAGCAACGAAAAUAGCUAACCAGCUAACAAUAUUAAUUAUCCUUUUAAAUAUUAAUGCAUAAGUUAAAUAUCAUAAUAAAUAUUAAUCUGACACAAUAAGCCAAUAUGACUCAGUAACCAUGAACUUUAACAGUGUAAAGUGUAACUCUAAUGUUAGUGUAAAAGUAGCCAGUGUAAGUGUAAAAGUGUCCAGUGUAAGGGUAAUAGUGAUUGUCAGUGAGAAGUAGUGAGGAGUUAUGGAGAAGGUUAGCUGAUUGGAGCUUCAGCCACGCGCGCCCAAGAAACGAUUGAAACGACACAUAAUGCAGGUGUUCGGUGAAUGGGCCCAGGUGGAGGCAGUGGAACUGGUGAACGAUGGCUCCGGACUUGCCUUCGGCAUCGUCGGAGGACGCUCCUCCGGAGUAUUGGUCAAGAGUGUGUUGCCGGGCGGCGUGGCUGAUAGGGACGGUCGACUCCGAAGUGGGGACAUGUUGCUUCGAAUCGGUGCAGUUUCUGUGGUGGGGAUGUGCGCCAGACAAGCAGCUGCUGUGUUGCGGCAGUGUGGGGCCUGUGUGCGACUACUGGUGGCCAGGCCUGCACAUAGCAACACACAGUCCUUAGGAGCAUCUCCAGCACCGAUUGUCCCGUCUCGUCUUUUGGCAGACCCCAUCGAGCUGGAGAGAAGCCUGGCUGAGGCAGGACACGAUGGCUUUGGAGCCCUCAGUGAGGAUACCAGCCCACCAUCACCAACUCCUGUUAUCGAGGAAACCUUCCAUCACAGGCCGGUUGCUUCUAUAGUUGCCGUGGUUCCACGAGAAGCUUUAGCACCAACUCGACGUCCUCCACCGCCUCUCAUUACCGUUCCAGAGCAGAAGUCACCGCCACCUGAAAGGCUACCUCUAGACAUGGCAGUUCGAGGGUCUGGAGAGCCGGAGACGCUGAAAUACGAAGUCCACCUCAACAAGGACUCCUCUCUGGGCUUGGGGAUCACUGUGGCUGGAUAUGUCUGCGAACAGGAAGAGCUAAGCGGUAUCUUUGUGAAGAGUAUCAGUGCUGGAAGUUCAGCUGAUGUCUGCGGGAAGAUACAAGUCAACGAUAGGAUAAUUGAGGUGGACGGUACGUCUUUGCACGGUGUCACGAACCAUCGAGCAGUUGCGUUGUUACGCGACGCUAAGGGGCCUAUUGUUAGACUGAAGGCGCUGAGGUAUCUUAGAGGAGCUGGCUUUGAGCGUCUUCAGAAGGCUUUAGCGGCUCAGGAUGGAAAACGUUCACCGAUAGCACCUCCAAGUCCAUCCGUCACAUCUCUUGCCAAAUAUAGUUUUAGUGUUUACGACGAAUCAACAGUUAUAGAAGUAGAGCCAGAUUCCGAAGUUCAUCACCCUCCAUCACCGACUUCACCGUCAGAGGAAGCGGAGAUAGUGAUUGGAAGAGAUAACAUAUCGGAGAGAGAGAUAAGGAAGAUUCAAGAUAAAUGGCGGGAUCUGUUGGAUAACGAGGCAGACUGGCCAGGCCACCAGUGCCAAUAUGAUGUCAUUGUGGGAUCAAUAAUAAAAGAAAAGGACAGUGGUUUGGGUAUUUCUCUGGAGGGCACUGUCCGAGUGGUAGGGGGUAAGGAAGUACAAGCCAGACAUUACAUAAGGGCAAUAGCUCCCGAUGGACCCGUGGCCAGAAUGGGACUGUAUCAAGUCGGAGAUGAGCUGUUAGAGGUGAAUGGUUGGCGGGUACUAGGCGCACAUCACGUGGAUGUGGUGACUCGAUUACGGGGAGUGACGUCACCUGUGCUCUUAGUAGUCGUGAGAAAAAGGAGCGAACAGUCUUAUGGAAUUGAACAUAAUUUAGCAAAGAGUGGGAUCCUGGGAGGCAGUCUGCAGGAUCUGCUAUCGCCACCUCAAAGGCUGAUCAAGGCCAAGUCUGAGAGCUCCGUGACGUCUCUGUGCAGUGCCAACACUGUGCUGUCGACGGGACAGGAACAUAGCGAAUUUUGCUCAGAUGACCUGGAGAGAAAUAGAUCUCGUUCUCUAGAGCCUCUGAGCUGGCUGGCUAUGUGGAGUGACACCAUCGAUUACAUUCAGCUGCAGAAAGAAGACCGUGGCCUUGGUUUCUCCAUACUUGAUUAUUUGGACCCAUCGGAACCCAGUAGUUCAGUGAUAGUGGUACGCUCAGUCGUAAGCGGCGGUGCUGCUGCGACGGAUGGGAGACUUGCCCCCGGAGAUAGGCUGAUGUCAGUAAACGGUGUGGACAUAUCGAGAGCAUCACUGGCAACCGCUGUGGCUGCUAUUAAAAGCGCUCCAAAAGGUAUUGUCACAAUCGGUGUUGCUAAGCCUCUACCUUGUAGCACAGUGGUUGGUGGCGAGAAAGCCAACGGACCUACGUUUGAUAAUAGUCAGAGACUGGAAUACUUAACGAAGAUAUUACGGCUGAUAAUGUCACUUCAUCAAGAUAUAAUGUCGCUACAGUUACACUGUCAACAGGUCAUUGACCCGCCACAUGAAUUCAAACUACCCGCAUCUAGAGCUGUUGUUAUGAAAUGAUUUGUGGUGUAAUCACGAGCACGUGAAGCUUUCUGUCUAGAGUCUCAGGAUGACGGGCGCAGGGUGAAGAUAACGGGAUGAUAUCUUACAUUAAAUAUUACGCCUGUCAGAAGUCACCUGAUCCGUCCCAAAACUAAUUAACUUGCGUUAGCCAACCAGACGGCUAACCUUUAAAGUGACGUCAUCGUUCAAUUUUAGGUGGACGGGCGAAGAUUGGUUGUAGUUGUAAUGAACGAUACAUAAUAUUAAAAAUGGGCAGAUAAUUCCAUAAUGACAUAAGCAUGAAUAACAGUUCUUAGAUAAUUUUUACAUCUAGAUAGAGUCUCUUGCUCUUAGGUAACCGCCAAAAACAGGCCAGGGAUAUUAGUUUAGUGUGCGUGACUAGCUACGUCGUAAACACGCGAUUUGUAUGACGCUUUGUGUUAGUGUGUGUGAGAUGCUCAAAACAGAGGUUCAUAAUCUAUCUAGAUGUAUAAAUAAUCUUAGCGACAGAUAAUGUAAGUCAGUUAAAGAUUUCCUUCCUUCCCUUCUCUAUUACGCAUAAUCUUACUCUUUCUCUUUCAUACCCAAUUUUUCUUCGCCUUUGUUCAUUAUAUAUACGCUUUUAUAAAAGACUCACACACUCCUGUUAUUCCUCUGUUGUUUGAAGAGAAUGUGGGCAUCGGUGAUCACUUAACAUCUGGAGAACUGUACGCUCGUAUGACCUCCUCUUCAAUAAUAAAAAAUAGUUUAAAAAGACUAAAAUACACGCUUUAAUUUAAAAUAAAUUCUCUUUGAUAUUUGAAAAGUUUUCUACUCAUAGAUAAAUUGGUUAAAGAUAGUGGUUGAAAUUUAAAAUUCACACCAAUUCCUGCCUAAUCUACGAUAGAUGAAAAUUAUGUAAAUGAACAAAAAUCAUAUUUUGCAAAUUUAAAAUGGAAUCAUUUUAUCAAAUUAAUGUAUUGUCAUCAGUCCUCGAUAAAUCUACGAAGUUUCAACGAAAUCUGGUCGUUUAAAGUGGGUCAAAAUCGCGCACAGAUGUGUCGGUUACAAACAAACAUACACACAGGUUAAGCUAAUAAAAAGCGUUUAAAAAACGGUACCAGCUUUAGGUCCCAAGAUUCGGUUAGAUAUGUUCAUUGUUCAGGAAUAUAUAUAUUAUAGCUCACAUAUAACAUAUAAAAAUCAACCUAAAGCUACAGUAGAUAUGUCUACUGUGCUAAAGCCAAGAUUGGGAAUUUAAAAAAUUACUUACAGGAAAUUUGGGGCAUAUCAGUAUGAUGUAGAAACACGUAUGAAAAUUAAUUUGUUACUAAUUGUAUAUUAAUGUUAAACUAAUAAACAAAUAUAAGGUAUUGUUUUAAAAAUACCUAUAUUUAUUUAUUUUGAUGUCAAUUUAUAUAUAUUAAAAUAUGUGGAACUGUAAACAACUAAAAUUGUUGCGUACGAUUUAGUUGGAGGAUUUAUUAGGUACAGUUAUAUUUAUGUGUUAAAUAGAAAUUAAUAUUAUGAUAAAAAUGGUAUUACUAUAAGCUUAAAAUAAAAAUCUUUCAUCUCUUAGGCAUACAUUUAUUUAGUAAUAUAACACGCAUAGCUUUUCUGCACUAAAGUCUACUCAAAGAGCAGUAGGCACUCCAUACCUUCAGUGAGAUUCCGUAGGAUAUAGGAUAGGAGAUUUUGUUUAAUAAGUCUGCUUUCCUAAUCGAUUUCAUGGCCUAAAAGUGAGUUUAAAUCUCUACAUGUUCACAAUGGAGUGGGAGUUGCUGUAUGGAAGUGAGAGUUGGGUAUGGCGGAAAAAGCAUGAAAGCAGAAUUAACGCAGUUCAGAUGCGGUUACAGCUGUGGUCUGAAAAAAGAUCUUAUGAAAACGAUUGAGAAAGGAGUUCUGUAAUAGUUGUGACACAUGGAGCAAAUGAGUGAAGAAAUAAUGACGAAUCAAAUAUACAUAUAUAUUUAUCGUUUUAUUAGACACUGACUGUCUUACUAAUAAACGCAGUGAGCAGUAACCCCAAGUUUAAAAUUACUUCUCCAUGUCAUGUUAUUCUGUAGUGGUAAAGGUUGGGUAAAGGCAUAAAGUUUUAAACUUGGAAUAACUUUAGUUCGCGUUUAUAAGUUACUUAUGUAUACAGUCCACCAAUUGUCUUACAAUCUUUCGUGCAAAAAUAAAAGAAUUACCAGCAAAUUGGGUCAUAAAUAAUUUUGCGAUAGUACAUUACAAUAUAAAUAUAAUUAUUAUGUUCUUAUUCAUGUAAAAUAGUGGAAUAAGUAAAAAUAAUAUGACUAUAUGCUUUGAAAUAAUUUUAAAUAAAAAAUACUUCAUAAUGUAUUUCUCAAAAAUCCAAAGAUAAUGUUCAGUAACGUUUGAAGCUAAGAAGUUUUCACUUCUAACUUGCAAAAUUAAACAUGUGUUGAACAUUUGUUUUAAAAAUGUUCUAUUAUAAAUGAGUGUCUUUCUGUUAUUUAGCGUCAAUCGUUAGACGUCGCUUACAGUUUUAAAUAGUUAGACACUGUUUAACGAAACACGUGUCUAAGCCAUGUUAUAAUGAUUUUUUGUAAUAACACGGCGUUUUUAUCUAAUUUUAUCUAAUUUAUAAAAUUCUCGUAUCCCGGCGUAUGUUACCAACAACAAUUCGUUACAAUUUUAAAUUUUCACCCUUCUGCGAUCCACACCUAUUGUUGUAUCGCGAUUUUUAUAUUAUUCUGUUCCAUCCACAGAUCCGCAAUAGGGUUGCAAGAUGGCCAUCGAAUAUUAUAUAAUGUACGAUAUAUUUGGUAGGUCUGUGAAUCUUUCGUCAUCAAUUUUUUACACCCCAAAAAUUUUUAAUUGUUGAAAUUCUUUUAUACUUUAUCUGGCAAUACAACGUUUGCUGGGUCAGCUACUAUAUAUAUAUUUUGAUAUUUUUUAAUGUUUUAUUGGAUAUGUACAUGUUAUAAAUACUGUUGUUUUAGUAUUUAAAGAUUUAUACGACUAUAGGUAUGAACUAGUCAAUUAAUCAAUAUUAUGAAUGUUUAAAUGUAAUGUUAUAAAACUCGUCGGGUUUGAAAUUAAAAAGAAAAUUACCGAAAGCUUAGAUUAAGGAUUGGUCUCCGCUGCGUUCCAACUAGAUACCGGAGGCGUAGUCGCAAAGUGCGGCAACUAAUACUACGCCCAAGUGUACUCGAGCCAGUCUCUAACAAUGAGUGAUGUUGACGUGCCACAUGUUCUAAUAAACUUUUCUAAUAAUUGAAACUAAAAUGCCGGUUUGCGUAGUAAAACCUUGAAAAAAAAUAUUACAAGAAAUAAGAAAGACACUGGGAUCACAUAUCAUCAGUAAGUAAUUUGUAUUGUAUUAAUUUCAAUAAAAUUACACGAAGCGUAUGCUACAAAAUUUGAAAGAUGCCAUUGAUUGUCAAGAUGCCAUGCGCACAAACAUCUAAUAGUUGCCGUAAUAAAAAAGCUGUUGUUCUUA
This is a messenger RNA of Leptidea sinapis, 6122 nucleotides long. Its product is annotated as patj homolog. The record is from RefSeq and is a predicted model, not a curated record. Gene Ontology annotation, molecular function: protein binding. The transcript has 18 exons. Bases 488 to 2695 code for a protein of 735 amino acids. NCBI's taxonomy places the organism in Eukaryota, Metazoa, Arthropoda, Insecta, Lepidoptera, Pieridae.